AUGGACCCCUUUAACGCUAAUAGUCAACAAAAUGAUGACCUAUUUGAUGAAAUAAUACUAGCUGCAAAUCAAAGACAAGAGAACGCUUAUUUAGCUGGUGUCCAGAAAGGUGGAGAGAUUGGAUAUCAGAAUGGCAUGUUGAUUGGGCGUCAGAAAGGCUCACAGUUAGCCGCUGAGAUCGGAUUCUAUUCAGGUUUUGUAUCUACUUGGCUAGCAAUGAUUGAAUCGGAUAAGACAGUACUGUUGAAUAAUUCGCUAGACUCCAAUAGUGUAAAAUCGAAACAAAUUAAAAUAACCAAAUGCUUGCAAGCGUUACAAGCUCAGCUACAACAUUAUAAUCAAACCUUCCAACAAAAUCAUAUCCAUCAUUUAACAGAAGAAUUAUCCAAGCUGAGAAGUCGAUUUAAGCAGUUAUGCUCACUACUUAAAUAUCCUCCCAAUCACGUCAAUAUUUCGGAUUUAACAUUUUAA
This is a messenger RNA of Trichoplax adhaerens, 471 nucleotides long. RefSeq lists its product as uncharacterized. The transcript has a single exon. The record is from RefSeq and is a predicted model, not a curated record. Lineage: Eukaryota; Metazoa; Placozoa; Uniplacotomia; Trichoplacea; Trichoplacidae. Bases 1 to 471 code for a protein of 156 amino acids.